AUGAAUUGUUUUAGGUUAACUGUCUUGCUUUUGCACUUUUACCUCUGCCGUUUGAGUUUCGCUUUGUUUUCGCUGAACGACACGGAUAUUUUCAGCAUUAUUGUGAGGCCUUAUGGAAUCAUUUUGAAAGAUGAUAUCUUGAAGCAGUGCCCAGCCUUCAGCAAGACAUUUAAAGACUGCGGUUUAAUUUCUGCCAACGAAACGACCUCUAAACCUGAACCCGCCCCCUCAAAACUUUGCCCAGGCGGCAGCUAUAGCUGCUUUUAUAAUGCUGUGAAAUCAAACCCAAACUUCAAAGGAUGGCUUGAGGAGGUACAGAGCAAAAAAAUUAUAAAAAAAUUGUGUGCGCAAAAAUGCUUACAGACAUUGGAGACACUCGCAAAAGGAUGUAUUCAGCAAAGGCAAUCAAAUUUAAAGGUAAUUAUACCAAUUUUAUUUAUUUGAUGUUUACCAAUUUAAGUAUUAUUUAACAAGGUCUGGAAAGUGGGGCCUUCGACCCCGCAUUCCCACUCCUUUCUCUGGAGAAACCCACACUCCGAACUUUUGUCAUCACUAUCCCAAAAAUCGUUGUCUUUCCUAAUCCACAUUUCCUGCCCAAAUUUUGCCGAAUCCCUCUUCCCCAAGUAGCAGUCAAAUCCUUUAUCCUGUUGGGGCGAUCUGCACCUAUUUGAAAGAUUGUUUGUGACUGGCUGGGAAAACAAUAAGGAUUGUGACAUAACAAUGCCCCUAUCCCUGAAAAGAAUUGAAGUGCAGAUUAAAGGGGACCAAUGAAAUAAGAGGUUUAGGCCUGGUUCAGACGCCGUAUUUUUCAUGUGCCGAACCUAACUGAAUAAGUUCGACUUUGGAGCGACACUGGCGCGACAUCUGAUUCAGACAGUGUACCGUGUGUCAAAUCUAAGGUAAGUUCGACGACAAAAGUUCGACAGACUCUGUCGAACUAACGCUUUUGCCGCACCAAACUGAAACUGCCGCACCAAAUUGAUUCAGACGCCGCUCUUUUGCCGUACUUAAUUCAUCAGUUAGGUUCAGCACAUGAGUGGAACGGCAUCUGAACCGGGCCUUAGAACGAUGUAGGUAAACUGAUCCUGUCAACGUUUUCCCAAAUCCAGCCCUGUAGUAUGCCCUGAUCCCAGAUCAUGGCAAUACCCUUUCAGACCCUGUUUAAUUUCAUCGCAAUGGUACUUACGCAUGUAGAGAAUGUGUGAGCUCCUGAGCAUCCACACCAGAUUUGCCCUGGUAGGUGGAUGGGUGGGUGGGUGGAGGGUAAGAGACUCCAAUACAAAAAACACAGGGAUGCUCAUGACAGGUGUAAAUUGCAGAUUUUAGUAUCAUUCACUCUCCUCUAAAUCUCAGUUUGACCAACACAAAACAUACACAACCCAAGGGUGCAGCUCACUUCAAGGAAUCUGAACGUUGCGACAGUAAGACCAAGAUGAAAGACCAUACCUGCACACCCAAAUAUAUACCAAUGCUAACUAUCCACAUACCAGGGCACAUGCCUAAACAAACACAAGAUACCAAUGAGAGCAUAUUUUCCUGCUAAUUGCAAAGUCAAAUGCAGAAAAAUAGAGAUACUGAAGAUAGAAAGCCUACAUUUUUACCCAUACCAGUAUCGCUUAGAGUUGUACAUAAAGGUCAUUGUUCUUAUAAAACAAACCAAAUAUCUUUGUACUCUGCUGCAUACGGCAGUCAAUGUCAAGGUCUUAUCAACUUGUUAAAGCUCUUUUCUGGUAAUCUGUUUUAGUACAGUCUCCUUAUAAGAAGUCAAAUAAUUAAACCCUUUAAAAGUAAUGCCCAGAUCAGUCUUCCUGUAGUGGAGAGGCAUCCGUGUCAUGUUCAUGUGGGAGUGGCCUUCCCCCUUUCCAGCCUUCGACUAAUUUGCCGACGUGAUGAUGAGUCUUGUAACUUAAAUCCUAAUCCUAAUCCUAACAUCAUCAGUCUUACCAGCUGCCUUCACCUGCAAAUUGAAUCUGUUCCAUGUAUUGCCAGAGCUGUUGUAGUUCAGCUGAAUUUUGCUACCCUAUACUAGACUAAACUCCCCAAAUCCCCCCCUAUCCUAGAGUAGCUUUUAGGCUGAGUUGCUUACUGGUAGGUAAUUGAAACUUGCCGAUUUGAUUUUUUGAUAUUUUUGAGUGGCAAUUCCCAGUUUCCCUAGUCUAGACUAAAAUCUACAACCAAUUGAUCAAUUUUCUUGGAAAAUGAUACCCUAUUCUAAACCCAAACUCUCUGAUUUAUAUACCCUAUCCCAGAGUAAAUUGCUUUGGAAACCAUUCCCUUCACAGUGGAACAUUCCUAUGUAGCCCAUAUAUGGAAGUACCCCCCCCCCCCGGUCAUUGGGCCACCAAAUUUCUAUUUGUACUUGUCCAACAUGUUAGUUAGUUGUUAUUAGCUCUGUGCUGAACUUAAUUUUGGCCUUAUGUUCUCCCAAAACAAAGUGAAAAAUACUGAAGAAAAAAAUUAUAAAUAUUGGUACCUUCUUUUUAUAUAACAGGAAAAAGAGAGAACUUACAUUCAGUUUGUGUUGGAAGUUCUCAAAUCAAUGUGCAUUAAGAAAGACAACUCAAUGUCCUGUGGAGACAAGUUUAUCUCUGGAUUACUUGAGAAAAAUUCAUCAAAUUAUGAGGUACAGUUUAUCACAGUUUCAAUAAGAAAUAAUAGCAAAUUAAAGGGGCCCUGUUAAGGUAAAAUUCUGACAAAUGAUGUGGCCUUGAAACAGUGACAUAAGACUAGAUGAACUGUUGACCAACGACAUGAAGACGGGUUCAAGCUGUGACAAUGACAAAGAACAGUAAUUGCAAAUGCAAUAGAGAGGAGAAGUGUGAUGCCAGAUUUACCGUGGUAGCAAAAUUUCUGGAUCACAACUUGCAGUAGGUAGCUUAAGCAAUGACACUGGUGAUGGUAAAGAAAACUGGAAAAAAAGCAGUAGGCUUAUACCAGCAAAACAACAACUCUGCAUGUGCUUCACUUUUUUUGUACGUUUCUUAGCCAUCGUUGCAGGGCUGCGAUGUGAAACUUCGUAAUUUCAUGCACCCGCUUUAUGAAGUAGGUGAGCACAACACAAAAUUUUUCUUUUCUUUUUCUAGACUUUAGUAGAAACGGUCCUUUUGGAUUUAACCCCAGAAAAUUUUGCCAUCAUUUGACAAAUUUUAAUUUGUCAAAAAUGAAAUUGAAUAAGAUCGUCGAAGUUUGAAACAGUGCGAAUUCACUUUUUAAGUGAUGUUUUUGGUUUGUUGUCAUCCAGAAAUUUUGCUACCAUAGCAACGUGAUGUAACUAUAGUAAAAUACCAACAGCAAUAUGGCCGCCUCCUCAAUACACAAAAAAAGGGUUUAAAGGUUUGUUUAUAGCGGAAAGUGCACUUAGCUUAUCCAGCUAGUUUACAGGCACUCCACUCAAAUACUUAGAAACAAAUAGUUCAAAUAAAACAUAGCAAGAUGAAAAACCCCAACUGGAAGGAGGCAACCAGUGUGCUAUUUACAAGUGUACAUGUAGCUGAGGAUUUGAACCCGGGACGACUUUGAACAAAUCCAGUGAGUGGCCAGAGCAGGAAGUGGGGCUAGGACCACCAGACUGCAAGUCCAAUGCUCCCGCCGACCACUUGGCAGGGCUGCCUUCUUUAGAAAGGAUCAGUUUUUUGAAAUUCAGACUAGGGACAUAUGUAACCCCCCUUAGAGGCCUCAGUAAAAGCUACUUAAAUGUGGGUUGCAAUACCUGUAGGUUUGAAUAAAAAGGUGUAGUAAUAUAUGUAUGUUGGGAAUCAGUUCUAAAAUCUACCCUUAUCCUUUUUAAUUAGCUGAGUUUUUCUUGGUUUCUUGUUGAAAAAAGUUCUUUUCAGAUUUAAGAGUUUAAUUUGAACCUGUUUUUGGAAAAUUUAUUUUAACUUAGAUAAUUUUUUCCAUAUAUUUUUUUCUAAAACAACUUGUUUAUUAUUGAAUAAUUAGCCUUUAACUUUAAUAGGAAUGCAAAGAGAUUUCAGUGGGACACAACUGCUCAACUGCCUGUCAGAAGGUAGGUUUUAUGCAAUUGUAAAAAACUGUGCAUAGAAAAAUGGAAGGAGAUGAAUGCCAAAUAUCAUCCUGACAUAGAGUUGAGAAGUGAUAAUGUCACAAAAAGUAGAAAUUAUUGGAUUGGGUGAAAAUACCAAGACAAAAACUGUUUAUUUGCUCAAUUUCAGCUGGUUUAAGAGCAAAUUAGCAGUGAGAUAUAACUAAUAAAUUAUUAUAUGCACUGAUGACUCCGUUCAAAUCAUUUGGAAGGAUUUAUAUUGGGUUUCUUUACUUCUAAACUUUAGGACUUGCAGUGGUUUUAUGACAAGCUUGGAUGCUGUGUUGGUUCAGUCUCUGGCAUCAUGGAUUGUUUCAGGUCAGUAACCCUUGUGUUUUAUUAACAAAGAAAGAUUGUCAUACAGUCAAAUCUCAGCUGGAUAAUGCUCAAUCCAACGGUAAACAGAAGCAGUACAUUGAAUAACGGAUACCAAGUUGUGUUGCAGUCCCAGGAAUUCCACCUAAAACCCUUCAUUUUUAGCCCAUUCGCCCCUGAACCGCCCGUAACCAGGCACCUCUGCAGAUCCACAUCCCUUGUUUUGCUAAUUGUGAUGUCAUCAGUUUUAACGGGCGAAGACAGCUUUACAUCUUAUUCUAACUUGUGAAGGAGGAGAGAUGAUGAGAGAUGAUGAUUAGUAUGUUUCAGUCAAGGAGGCCAUAGAAAAGGGAAAAAAACUAUGACACAGUGAAUGGAAAAAUCUAAUCCUAAGAUCCUUUUAAAAGCUUUCCCAAAAACUUCUUCCUCUGAAAUGAAGCCUAGUAAGUGACCAGCAAAAGGAAAAAAAAGGGGGGAGGGGGUGGAUGCAAGAAAAGGCAAAAUAGAUGGGAGGAGAGAAUGAAAUGCUUUCUGAGAAUGCCUGAAAUCCGGAACUCAAUAUUUUACUGAAAUAUUUUUGCAUCUGGAACGGAAGGCCACAAACGGCUUGUCUUAUAAACAGCGUUUUGGGUAGUUUUGGCUGAAUAUAGCCAGACAGUGUCCAGAAAGCAGCUCGACUAUCUUCAAAAUGCGAUUUUUGCAAUAUUCCCAGGAGGGAAUGGGUUAACCUCCCAAAGUGGAUACCAACGACUUUUUCGGGUCUGAAAAAAGAUCAGAUCACGUUAUUCAUUGUGCUUUGAAUAUGUUAGCUUCGAUAGCUAUUACCCCAAUACGUUCUUGUCCUGCGGGGGGGGGGUGAAUUCUUGGUGGGAGUGUGCUGCCCAGUUCUCCAAAUCCUGAACUUAUUUCAAACCAAAAAGUGUCAUUUUCCUCACCCAUCUUCAGACCUGUCCACUAAGAAAUAAAUUAUGUCAUUAUUAUUUGGGUCAAAAUGCCAACAAAAAGAUUUCUUAAAAUCCAUCUGAAAUUCUCAAAUUGCUAUUUUAUUCUUAUUAAUUUGGAAUUGAAAUGAGAGAUAUGUUCAUACAUUCCCAUAGUUCCCUCGAAAACCAUACCCGGUUUCAUACAAAAAUAAUAUAUUUGUAAGGCCUAUACCCAUAUGCAGACCGAAACGGCGCAAAGCCAUAUUCUUAGGGAUGGCAAAUUUUCUUGUGGCCUGCUUGUGGCUUAUGUUAGGGAGUUACCCCACCCUGCCCUCCUGGGGUUCUUGUACUGACACCUUGGCAUACUCUUCGUUGCAGCAUCGAUCCACCAAGUGGCAGUUAUGCUGUUUAUGUGCAAGAAAGUAACUCGACAUGUCAAGUGAAAAGACCUGCAGCCUGUUCACAGAGUAACAAGGUGAGGCUAAUAACGGGCAGUCCCUUUCUCCUUUUUCUCUGUCCGUUGAGCGAAACGCGGAAGACACGAAAAUGACCACGUGCGUGACCUAAGGCGCAAAGUGGGUGUUGUUGUUUAUCCCACAAUACAGGGACUCAUACCCAGUUCUCCUCGGUUUGAAAGCAGGCAACAGCCAAUAAAAGAAGCUCUAGUGCACCCAAAACAGUCCCAUAAUGCAAUUCGACACCACUCAAACCCAGUUCUCUCGCACGCACUCAAAAUGGCCACUAGGAAAUACAAAUAGGCUGGGGUGUGUGCUGUUUUUAUGUUCUUGACUACUGAACAGUUAUAUACUAAUUCCUUUUUCGCUGCCCUGCUCAAACGAGUAUUAAAAAUUUAUCAUGUAAUAAGCAACCACCUUUGGGGUGUGUCAAAACGAGCAGUGUACGACCCUCUUUAGUAUGUCUUAAUGUCUUUACAAGCAAAAUCCAUGAUAAUAAGUUAACAAACACGCAGAAAGUAUGAAAUGUAAAAAUAUUACAAGAAAACAACUAGUAAUAUUAGAGACAACAAGCCAAUCUGAACCAUGCUCAUAUAACAAGGAUGCAAUAAAGGCGCCAAAUCUUACACAUGGUGGCUUGGCUUAUAAAUACGUUUGUGAAAAAACUAAUAGCCCAAAGUCUCAUUGGGUAUUUAAUUUCGAGAGCGUAGGGACGGUCGAACGACGCGAAUAAACUUUAAUGAAAUCUCCGCAAUAUUAUAUAUGUAUACACCAACCCUCCGCUAGUAUUCAAUUAUUGUUACAACAUACUAUGCAAGACCUUCCGCAAAAGGUUACGUAACCCAUGAUAUAAAAUACAUUUCCAGUGUCCAUCGUCUUGGCAAACAGCUGCACCUCCAACAUCUCUUGCAAGUUCAUCAACGUCUUCUAAAGGGAGUCUGAUAGUGGGAAUCUGUAUAGCGAUGGUUAUCUGCAUCGGGGCAGCCCUCAUUGUGGCGAACUAUUGUUACCGUCGAAUGAGAAAGAGGGCGAAGAUUCGAUUUGAAGACUAUGGCUACUCCAGACUAAAAAUGCUCGAGGACGACUUGUAUUUCGACUUGGAGAUCGAAGACGAUGAGAGCAAGGGAUUAGUAGAUCUAUAGUAAAGCUCACGGACUGCCUUAUUAUAGGAAAUUAAUGUUUCAUGAGUCGCGUUAUUUUCAGUAAACGUUAAGGUUACCGGUCAUUUCGCCCAGGCAGAAGCAUAUAUGCUUCUGGCCCAGGUUACUUAGCCCCCUAUUUAAGACAGGAAUAUUAUAUUUGAAGUGUCCUUGUUUGGUUUAUGUCUUAAAGAACGAGGAAUAUUACAUUUGAAGCGCGUUUGUUUUGCUUUCUGGCUUAUAGAAUGAGGAAUAUUACAUUUUCAAGCGCGCUAAUUGACUCGAAAAGAGGGGCCUAAUUAACCGUGGCGAAAUGACCGGUUACCAACGUCAAUUUCCAUUAUUUUCGCCCCAAAUUCUCGAUACGCUUCUGACAUUCUUGACACCUAAGAAAGAGGAGUAUUUUAUCAGGGUGGAGAUCCGCUAGUAUCAGUGAAACUGUGAAGAAUCUUCGAAUUGGCAAGAUCUCUUUGCUUGACGCUCUUCGUACGUUUAGGGAAAGUACCACGAACAAAGUUUCCCUUUCGGAUUAUCGUUUAACUUUGCUCCUGUUGUGUAGGUUAAUUACCUUCAUUUUGAAAUGUUACUCUCUCUUCCGCGUUAAUUUCAUUUAUUCGAUAGUCGUUUUCCAUGAAAUUCGCGUUAAUUUAAGCCGCGUUUAUUUCCAAUACUUUAAAUUCAUGGAGCAUUAAUUUUCUAUAAUAAGGGUAGUGCCAAAUUGUUUAGCUGCAGUUUGCGGAUGCUCUUUUUGAGUAAAACGAAGAAAGAACAAACCUUUAUAACAAACUGCGGAGAGCACAAAGAUUACCGGACUACUUUCGACCAUUCAAACGCUAAUCCAAAAGAAAAAAGAAAAGACAAGAACAAAGUGAAGUAAAAUACAUACAUACUUUUCUACCUUUCUACAUGGCUGUAAAUUGCACUGUUGGAAUUAAAAUUUCAGAAAUUUUUAGCCGGCGUAUUUCCCAACCCAAAAUGAUUUUUUUCUGCCCUCGCCUCUAAGCGGUUAUUUUAUCUGUUGUUUUGAAUACUUAGCGUAGAAAUGUUUUCGUCGUGAGCAAUAUUUGCUUGCCAUUAAGACGUCUCACAGUGUCCAGUUCUUAUAGAGAUAUAAUCAUAGAUUUUGUACUUUUUUUAACCGCCAUAUAUAAAUUUUUUAUAUAAAAAGUUCACACUGCCAUACAGAUGCCAGGAUGAAGUAUUGUUAUAUUAUAAUAUAGAUCAACGAAGAGUUGUAAAACGCUCAGUCUUGAAAAUACACUUCUAUCAGAAGUAAGUAAAGGAAUAAAUUGUUUAAAAAAAUUACCCUUAGGGUGUGCUGCGAU
Molecule: messenger RNA, 8199 nt
Organism: Porites lobata
Lineage: Eukaryota; Metazoa; Cnidaria; Anthozoa; Scleractinia; Poritidae
Source: the annotation of a GenBank genome assembly